AACAAGUGUUAUUCAAGCGCACAAGGAAGUGAAUUUGGGACUUGAUAAUGUGUACGUGCCACUAUAAAAGGUGAUGCCACACAAGACACACACAUUCUUCGAGAACAUGAAGGUCCUGCUGGUCACACUGAUGCUUCUGCUGCUGUGUAGCACUCCAGUGCUCACACUCAAAUGCUACACCUGCCAUGGUGAUGACGAAGAUAACUGCAUCACGCAGACGGAGUGCCCGCAAGAUUGGACUUUCUGCAGAACCUUCUACGAUGGGAAUCAACUCCACAGAGAAUGUGUAGAGGAUUGCGAUGACACACUGCCAUUUACAUCCUGCUGUACAGAGGACCUUUGCUAGGCUCCGCAGGUCAUCCUUCACAUUCUAAUGGAUGAAAGCAGCGUGUCAUUCACAUGAUGUGCUUAUCUGAGGACAAUCAUUCGUCCCUAUAUGCUACUCUAACCAAAUUUCAUUAAUUGUCUUUUCUCGUUACAAUUUGAUUUAUCAUCUCACAGCCAUGAUUUCUUUUCAAUGAAUCUGCUCUGCAAACACACACACACUCACGUAAUCCCUCUGUGAUGUUGCUUAGUGGGUCAACUGAUUUCUAUGUGGGUCGCUGUCUGUCACACGGCAAUGUUGAUGCCAAACUGCUGUCAUAAUAAAAAGACAACAUUCUAA
Messenger RNA from Entelurus aequoreus (snake pipefish), 664 nucleotides. It is a transcript of the gene ly6d, whose product is annotated as lymphocyte antigen 6 family member D. Bases 74 to 346 code for a protein of 90 amino acids. The transcript is spliced from 3 exons. Lineage: Eukaryota; Metazoa; Chordata; Actinopteri; Syngnathiformes; Syngnathidae. The record is from RefSeq and is a predicted model, not a curated record.